UUGUUUUUAUUUUGAAAAUGUCAUUAUAUUAAAAAUACUAUUUUUAUUCAACAUAAUAAAACAUUUAGUUGUAGAAAUAUUAAUAUUAAGUGUAAUAUAUACAUAGUUUAAUCUAGUAAUCAAAACACAGUGUAAUAUCAAUAAUUUGAGGUUAUCAAGCCGGUAAAAUAUUUUUAAUAAAAAAUGCUGGUAUGUGGUCUGAGGCAAUACGUAUUUGUAGAGAGUACUUACCAAGUCAAGAAGCAGCUUUACGUCGUGAGUUAACACAAAAAAGCAUUGGAAAUGAUAGCACACAAACUCUGAAAGAAGCUGGACGUUGGUUAAAAGUUGGUGAAAUCCGUACAGCAUUAGAUAUUUUAAUUUCAGAUACAUCUCAUUCAGUUCUUAUACAAACAGCUGACAUUGUGUUUAAUCAAUCUGAUCCAGAUACCGCUUCACAAGUUGCUACAGAAUUAGGAGCUAAAUUAGCUAGUCAUGAAGAACAUGCUUUAGCGGCACAAGUUUAUCUUAUGCCUCAAGAUAAUAGCAUGAAACUCCAUAAAUGUAAAUGUAUUAGUGAAUGUGCUUUCUUUGGCAACAACAAAAAUAGCCUCAGAUUUUUAAAAUUAACUUAUCAUGAUUUGCAAGAUGGUAUAAGCAUUACAGCUUACAGGAUCAAUACGUCAGGCAAAGAAGAAGGUUUUGGUCAGUCUAUUUUACACUACGGUCAAUUAGUAUUUCAUGCUUCUCCAUAUAAUUUUCAGGAUGUAUUUAGCUGUAUGGUAACAGCUAAAUUUACACAUGUACUUCAAAAAGAUGUAUUUCGAGCUCUUUGUAAAUUAUCUAUAAAACCUCUACCAGAUGGAACACCUGAUCCCAAAUCACAUGAAUUAAGAUCUAAAAUAUUAUCGUUACAAUUACUAUUAGGCAUUUUACAAAAUGCUGGACCAAUCUUACGAUCAAAUGAAAUGUUUGUUAUUGCAAUUAUACUAUACUUGUAUGUUGCAUUAUUUAAAAAUUGUGUAUCAUCUGUUCCAGGAGUAUUUGAAUUAUCUUCGGCAUUGUUCCUUGCGUUAUUAGCAAAACCUAAAAUACAUUUAAAGAUGCAAAUAGAAGUAUUUUUUAAAGAAAUAUUUAUGAAUAUAUUAGAAACGUAGUUCAAGUGGUUCAUUUGAACAUAAAUGGAUGGUGAUUCAUGCAUUAACUCGUAUUUGUGGAGAUGCUAAAAGUGUUGUAGAUAUAUACGUAAAUUAUGAUUGUGACUUUUCGGCUGCUAAUUUAUUUGAACGACUUGUUAAUGAUUUAUCGAAAAUAGCACAAGGUCGUCUCAAUGGAGUAGAGACUUUUAUGUCAAUCCUGGUACUCCUAUUGAUCAACAAUUGUCUACAGAACCUCUAGAUCCACUGCUCGAUCCAUCAUUACCAAGAUAUGGAAAUGCUGGAAGUCUUUCUUCUGUUAAUUCUAGUCUUAUAGGCAGCAAAAAAUUCACAGAUUCACCAGAACAAUUUGAAGUUCAAAAACAACAAAAAGAAGUAUGGGAAGCAGAUAUAGAAAUGUUUAAUAGAAAUCCUAGUAAGGGGAUACAAUGUCUUCAAGAACAAGGUUUACUUGGGAAUUCUCCUGAUGACGUUGCACGUUUCCUUCACAAUGAUGAAUGAUUAGAUAAAACAGCGAUUGGAGAUUUCUUAGGAGAUCACAAUCCUAAUCAAGUUAUGUACAACUAUAUUGAUUAAAUGGAUUUUGCUAAUAGAGAUUUAGUUACAGCUCUUAGAUAUUUUCUUGAAGGUUUCCAAAUUCCUGGUAAAGCUCAAAAAAUAGACCGAUUAAUGGAAAAAUUUACUAGUAGAUAUUGUAAAUGUAAUCCGAAGAUAGUAAAAAUACUCUCAAAUCUUAUAUUUCACAUUACAACAAAUGGAAAUAUUUUCAAUCUGUUGUUUUUAGUAAUGGACUAUUCACCAGUGCCAAUACUGCCUAUGUUUUGGGAUUCUCAAUAAUUAUGUUAACUACAGAUUUGCAUUCCCCUCAAGUAAAAAAUAAAAUGACUAAAGAGCAAUAUAUCAAAGUAAAUCGACAUAUUAGUGAUAAUGAAGAAUUACCCGAAGAAUAUCUAUCAAAAAUUUAUGAUGAAAUUGCUGGCAAUGAAAUGAAAAUGAAUUCACAUCCAAAUCGGCCUGGUAAACAAGUUAUAUCAAGUGAAAAAAAGCGACGAUUAUUGUGGAAUAUGGAAAUGGAAUGAAUAUCAACAGCUGCAAAAAAUUUAAUGGAUUCCGUUAAUCACGUUCAAGCUCAUUUGGAAUAAUUAAGAUUUCAAAUCCUUAUUAACCGUAAUUGCUCUAAUGUAUCUUUU
Messenger RNA from Chelonus insularis, 2326 nucleotides. RefSeq lists its product as uncharacterized. The record is from RefSeq and is a predicted model, not a curated record. The transcript has 4 exons. Lineage: Eukaryota; Metazoa; Arthropoda; Insecta; Hymenoptera; Braconidae. The coding region runs from base 192 to 1136 and encodes 314 amino acids.